GUCUAUCCAUAUUUAUUGAUAAAUAAUAAUAUAUCAUGCAUCAUGUGCUACAGGAAGAUUUGGACGUGAGAGGUAUAUGUUUUUCAAGUUGUGAAAAGUACAUGAAUGCAUAUGAUGAUAUAAAAGUCAAAUUUCAACAUCUCCAUCUUUUAAGUUUUACCAAAUACUCAAAUAUAAAUAUAAUAAGCUCAUACUUAAAAAAUACUCAUGAACUAAGGUGGUUGAGAGUUCAAUAUUCUACAACAAAUAAUAUGAUAAUAUUACAAGAAAAUAUUAAAAUAAUUUCUGAUAUUACAUGUUACAAAAAUAUUCAUAAAAUUAUUAUUUUAGAACUAAUUGACAUAGAUUUUUUAAAAUCAUUUUCAAUUGACACAUCUAAUAUGAUGUACUUAAAACAUUUAAACUUAAAAAAUUGUACAAAUCUUGAAAAUAUCAAUCUUUAUGGAGAACAAAAAAUUGCUUUAGAAAUUAUUAAUCUUGAAGGAUGCAAAAAUCUAAAAGAUAUAACAAAUCUACUUGAUAAUAUACAAUCUUUAAAAAAAGUGAAUAUGAAAAAUUGUACAAAUUUAUUAAAUAUAGGAAAAAAUAUACAUCCUUUAUCUUCAAUAAUAGAAAUAUACUUGCAAGAAUGUUGGAGUUUAAAUGAAAUUCAUAAAGCUUUUGAAAACUUACACUUUCUUGAAAAUCUUGUUUUAUCAAAUUGCAAGAAUAUAAAAAAAAUCUAUGCAAAUUUUAUAAGCAUGACAAAUUUGAAGAAGAUAUGGCUUGAUGGAUGUGAAAACUUAGAAGACAUGCCAUUAGGUUUGAAGACACUAUCAUCAUUGGAAUAUUUGAAUCUUCAAAAUUGUGCAAAAAUGAAGUUUGAUGAUGAUGCAUUUGAUGCACUCCUAUCCUUACAAAUAUUGUUAUUAGAUGGUUGCUUGGAGUUGAAAGAGGUACAUGAAGGAUUUAGCAACCUCAUAUCUAUUCAAGAACUUAGUUUUAAACAUUGCAAGAACUUGAAAGCCAUCUAUGCUAGUUUUGAGGGCAUGACAAAUUUGAAAAAGAUAUGGCUUAAUGGAUGUGAAAACUUAGAAGACACGCUAUUCAAUUUGAAGGCACUAUUAUCAUUAGAGUAUUUAAAUCUUCAAAAUUGUACAAAAAUGAAGUUCGAUGAUGAUGCAUUUGAUGCACUCUUAUCCUUACAAAUAUUAGUAUUAGAUGGUUGCUUGGACUUAAAAGAGAUGCAUGAAGGAUUCAGCAACCUUACAUCUAUUCAAGAACUUAGUUUUACAAAUUGCAAGAACUUAAAAGCCAUCCAUGCUAAUUUUGAGGGCAUGACAAAUUUGAAGAAGGUAUGGCUUGAUGGAUGUGAAAAUUUAGAAGACAUGCCAUUAGGUUUGAUGACACUAUCAUCAUUAGAGUAUUUAGAUCUUCAAAAUUGUACAAAAAUGAAGUUUGAUAAUGGUGCAUUUGAUGCACUCCUAUCCUUACAAAUAUUGUUAUUAGAUGGUUGCUUGGAGUUGAAAGAGGUGCAUAAAGGAUUUAGCAAUCUAACAUCUAUUCAAAAACUUAGUUUUACAAAUUGCAUGAAUUUGGAAGCCAUCCAUGUUAGUUUUGAGGGCAUGACAAAUUUGAAGAAGAUAUGGCUUGAUGGAUGUGAAAACUUGGAAGACAUGCCAUUAGGUUUGAAGACACUAUCAUCAUUGGAGUAUUUAAAUCUUCAAGAUUGUACAAAUAUGAAGUUUGAUGAUGAUGCAUUUGAUGCACUCCUAUCCCUACAAAUAUUGUUAUUAGAUGGUUGCUUUGACUUGAAAGAGGUGCAUGAAGGAUUCAAGAACCUCACAUCUAUUCAAGAACUUAGUUUAAAAAAUUGCAAGAACUUGAAAGCCAUCCAUGCUAGUUUUGAGGGCAUGACAAAUUUGAAGAAGAUAUGGCUUAAUGGAUGUGAACACUUAGAAGACAUGCUUUUAGAUUUGAAGACACUAUCAUCAUUGGAGUAUUUAGAUCUUCAAAAUUGUAUAAAAAUUAAGUUUGAUGAUGAUGCAUUUGAUGCACUCCUAUCUUUACAAAUAUUAUUAUUAGAUGGUUGCUUGGAGUUGAAAGAGGUGCAUGAAGGAUUUAGCAACCUCACAUCUAUUCAAGAACUUAGUUUUACAAAUUGCAAGAACUUGAAAGCCAUUCAUGUUAGUUUUGAGGGUAUGACAAAUUUGAAGAAGAUAUGGCUUGACGGAUGUAAAAACUUAGAAGUCAUGCCAUUGGAUUUAAAGAUACUAUCAUCAUUGGAGUAUUUAAAUCUUCAAGAUUGUGCAAAUAUGAAGUUUGAUGAUGAUGCAUUUGAUGCACUCCUAUCCCUACAAAUAUUAUUAUUAGAUGGUUGCUUUGACUUGAAAGAGGUACAUGAAGGAUUUAGCAACCUCACAUCUAUUCAAGAACUUAGUUUUGUAAAUUGUCAGAACUUGAAAGCCAUCUAUGCUAGUUUUGAGGGCAUGAAAAAUUUGAAGAAGAUAUGCCUUGAUGGAUGUGAAAACUUGGAAGACAUGCCAUUAGGUUUGAAGACACUAUCAUCAUUGAAGUAUUUAGAUCUUCAAGAUUGUAUAAAAAUGAAGUUUGAUGAUGAUGCAUUUAAUGCACUCCUAUCCUUACAAAUAUUAUUAUUAGAUGGUUGCUUGGACUUGAAAGAGGUGCAUGAAAGAUUUAGCAACCUCACAUCUAUUCAAGAACUUAGUUUUACAAAUUGUAAGAACUUGAAAGCCAUCUAUGCUAGUUUUGAGGGCAUGACAAAUUUGAAGAAGAUAUGGCUUGAUGGAUGUGAAAACUUAGAAGAAAUGCCUUUAGAUUUGAAGAUACUAUCAUCAUUAGAGUAUUUAGAUCUUCAAAAUUGUGUAAAAAUGAAGUUUGAUGAUGAUGCAUUUGAUGCACUCCUAUCCUUACAAAUAUUGUUAUUAGAUGGUUGCUUGGAGUUGAAAGAGAUACACAAAGGAUUUAGCAACCUCACAUCUAUUCAAGAAUUUAGUUUUACAAAUUGUAAGAACUUGAAAGCUAUCUAUGCUAGUUUUGAGGGCAUGAGAAAUUUGAAGAAGGUAUGGCUUGAUGGAUGUGAAAACUUAGAAGUCAUGCCAUUAGGUUUGAAGACACUAUCAUUAUUGGAGUAUUUAAAUCUUCAAAAUUGUACAAAAAUGAAGUUUGAUGAUGAUGCAUUUGAUGCACUCCUAUCCUUACAAAUAUUGUUAUUAGAUGGUUGCUUGGAGUUGAAAGAGGUACAUGAAGGAUUUAGCAACCUCACAUCUAUUCAAGAACUUAGUUUGAAAAAUUCCAAGAACUUAAAAGCCAUCUAUGCUAGUUUUGAGGGCAUGACAAAUUUGAAGAAGGUAUGGCUUGAUGGAUGUGAAAACUUAAAAGACAUGCCAUUAGGUUUGAAGACACUAUCAUCAUUGGAGUACUUAAAUCUUCAAAAUUGUACAAAAAUGAAGUUUGAUGAUGAUUCAUUUGAUGCACUCCUAUCUUUACAAAUAUUAUUAUUAGAUGGUUGCUUGGAGUUGAAAGAGGUACAUGAAGGAUUUAGCAAUCUUACUUCUAUUUAAGAACUUAGUUUUACAAAUUGUCAGAACUUAAAAGCCAUCUAUGCUAGUUUUGAGGGCAUGACAAAUUUGAAGAUAUGGCUUAAUGGAUGUGAAAACUUGGAAGACAUCCUAUUAGGUUUGAAGGCACUAUUAUCAUUAGAGUAUUUAAAUCUUCAAAAUUGU
Physcomitrium patens is the source of this 3725-nucleotide messenger RNA. The record is from RefSeq and is a predicted model, not a curated record. Lineage: Eukaryota; Viridiplantae; Streptophyta; Bryopsida; Funariales; Funariaceae.